CUCACGGUGCCACCGCUCUCUUCCUCGGCGCUAAUAAUACGCCGAUAUACCACCGAUUCUGCCACCAUGGCUCUACGCGAGACUCCCGAGAGUAGCUGCCACGGUACGCGCGCCGCGACCAAAGACCAAAGACAUUGCUAAUCGCCCGCCCAUGCCGCGAAGGAUAAUUCGAAAUCCGCUGUUCGACGCGAGGCCUCGACCGGGAGUUCGAGCUUAGUCGUGAGAAAAGUGCGGGUGCGACAUCGAUAGUGUCGAACGUGUCACGUCAAAACAGUGACAUUCGGGAAAGGGAAGUGUUAACGCGAUGGAUCUGCAUUGACGCGAAAGCGAUCGGAAACGAUAUCCCAGAGGGUCUUGAGAAAACAAUCGCUUCUGCGAGCGAGGAUGAAGAGGCGCGGGAUCAGGUAAAGGAAGAGCUCGCCCUCUUACUAGCGGGUAAUGUGGAGAAUGCAGGAAGGCAGGACCGUGUCGCCUCUAGGACCGGUCGUCCUGUCGCGGGAGGAGGCCGACAUGCGUGCGAGUCUAUCACUGCCGCCGCAGCAGAGGAAGCCCGUCCUACUCGUGCAUACCGGCGAGUCCUUCCCGAGAUACGACGGCAUGCGACAGCAACAACAGUCACCGCCGAGCUCGCCGAUCCUGCGAUCCGUCGACAAGGAUCAGUACCACGAACUGGAGCAAGGUAUUAGGGAAAAGAGGCCAAACGAUAUCGAGGAGACGGAGGAGCAGGAGGACGAGGAGGAGGACGACGUCGAGGACGAGCGAAACACCCCGGCCGGAAGAAACGUCAUCGUGGACGACGAGGACGACGAGGACCAGGACGAGGAGGAGGAGGAGGAAGAGGAGGAGGACGAUCGUCGAUCCGAGAGACAUCGAAACGGCAACUACCACGAAGACGGUGACAUCGAGGUCGACGUGUGUCGAGAGGACGUCGACGAGAGCAACCCCAGUAGUCCGGUGGAUCUCACGGCGCCUUCGUCGAGAGGCGUCGCGUCCGAGCAGUUCGUACAUCCGUUCGCCAAUCGUGGGGUGCAUCCUUUCACUUGUGUGCAAAGUGGUGGUGGGCCCGCCGGCCACGGAACGUCAGUGUAUAUAUCCGGACAUACCGCUACCGGCUCGACCGUCAUGACGGUGUGCACUUCCGGUAACGUGGCGCGCACCACCACCGGCACGUCGACAGGUAGCAGCAUCACCACGACCGCCACCAGCACGGUGCAGACCAACAACAAGCGGUGCCUCGCAUUCUCCGUCGAGAAUAUCCUCGACCCGAACAAGUUUACCGGUGGCCGCGUCGUCCAUAAUCGCGUCCAGCAUCGCCGUCACCGACGCGCCGGCAGCGUCCACGAAGACGGCGACUCGCGGGGCGAAUUCGCCUGCGGCAGCGGGCAAGAAGAUGAGGAAGGUACACCGGACACCGUCAUGGAAGAAAUGGAAGAGGACAUUGAGGAGGAGGACGAAGACGAGGACAUCGAGAUGCGGGUGGUGGAUCAGGACUCCGAGAGCGUCGGACGGGAAAACGCAAGCGGCGGCGGCGGCGGAGCCAAUACAACCACGACGAACUGCAAGAAGCGACAAUCCUCGUCGUCGUCCACCUCGUCGAGCGGUCCAGGUACAAAAUUGCCAAACCAGAAUCAAAGCAGUCAAAACGGCACCGGAGGUGGCGGCGGCGGCGGCGGCAGCAGCAACGCCAGCGGAAAACCCAGAAGAGCGCGAACGGCCUUCACGUACGAGCAGCUGGUCAGGUUGGAGAACAAGUUCAAGACUACGAGAUACCUGUCCGUGUGCGAGCGGCUGAAUCUGGCGCUCGAACUCCAGCUGACCGAGACCCAGGUGAAGAUCUGGUUCCAGAAUCGACGGACCAAGUGGAAGAAGCAGAACCCAGGCCUGGACGUGAACAGUCCCACGGUGCCGACGACGCCGCCGCAUCCGUCGCCGUACGCGCCCGCCUUCCUCUUCGCCGCGCAUCCGCAUCAGCACCCGUUGCCGCACUCGCACACGCACCCGCACCCGCACGCCCACGUACACCACCCGCCGCCGGUGCCGCCGCCGCCGCCCGGCUACUACCAUCCGGCGGCCCCACCUUACCCGCCGACCGGACCGACCUUCUUCGGCCAUCAUCUGUCAGCGACUCCUGCUGCGACUGCGUCGGGACCGCCGCCGACCUCUACGCCUUCCUCCACCGGGUUGACCCUCGCGUCUCAUCCGCAUCCGCACACGCACCCGCACGCGUAGCGAACUCGCGGGCGACGAUAGCUUGCGUCAGCGUCCUCGCCUUCGUAGUCCACGGCAGGGAAACGGCGGAUAUUCGUGUGAGUACUUCCGGCGAAAAGUACUAGGGAAGGAAGAAGGGUAGAUAUCGUUGCGCUUCACUUCCCGCUUUGUUGUUCCUCGGCAGUUGUUUUUUUUUUUUUAAUCUUUAGAGGGUCGGACUAUAGCAGUCGGAAACAAACUUGGAAAUUUUACAGAGGAUAUGUGUGUAAAAAUUUUUAAUUUCAAUGGAAAAAUGCCGGCCCUCUAAAGGUUAAUUAGUAAGAAGUAAUGAUCGUUCCCAUGUGCGAUGGACGAAAAAAAAUUAGUUGGUUUAAAAAUAAUGGAAAAUAACACAAGUCCAUAAUUCGACGACUGAUUGGAUAUAUUAAUUUGGAUAUAUUAAGACGGAAAAAUACGCUUAUUUAAAUUUCAUUCCUCUCGAAAAAACAAUAUUCAUAAAAACAAAUUCGUAGAAAAAUAACGUACUUAGCAUCUAUUAUUACGUACUAUUAAAUAAUUUUAAUUCAGAGGCUUGUGUUAUUUUUCAGACGCAAACGAUAUACUAUGAUGACGAUAAACAACGCACUGAAAUUUUUUUGUUCGAUGUUUAAAAAUGCUGAAAACUAAUUAAGUAUCGAAUCGGAUGAUGGGUGUAAUGUUUUCGUUUGUCGGAUCGGCAGCGCGUAGGCAGCCGCGAUGUUAUAUUUUGCCUUCCCGUUGCGCACGUGAAACGACUCGAUAGCAUAAUCGGUUUACGUAGGGUGACGUUCAAAAAACGAGCGCGUAUCAUUCCGGCACGAUAUACUGGCCAAACAUUUAAAUUCCAUGCGUAUUUUUCUCUCCCAACGUCGAUCUUUAGACAAUAGCGAAGAAGGAAAGACGGUUCUUUUUUUUUGCAAACGAACGCGCACUCGUCAUCUGAUAGAUAACUCGACACUUGACGUAAAACGGAAUGACAUUAUAAUAGAAUAAAGGGCACAGACAGAGUUUCAUGAAAAAGUUUCGAUUGCUCCUCUAAUUUGCGCUUUUGCUCCUCGUUGCGAGCUUCGGGCGCGUCGUAAAAAAGAUUGAACAGAGUCAUAAACUAUCGUAAUACCUAGCCCGAAACCGGCGAGAAACGGUCCUUCGCCCAAUAAAACGAGAAUCUCGGUACUUUUCUCCAUGUAAAAAGUGACACGAACACCCCGAGUCCUUGUCGUUUUCUCACCUUUGUAACAUAUUCCGUUCGUCGCCGCGUUUAAGCGACGGCGGAAACUCGUCUUAAAGGGAAGUAGAUUUUAUCAGAAAAAAAACGCUCUUAGCAAGUAAGGAUGUAUGUGUGCACGGAUGGAUGAUGCGUUGUGAGAGAUUGCGAUUGUGGUGAAAAAUUAGCGAGUAAUGUUUCGUGUGCUGAUCGCGCAAAAAACGAUGAUGCACACCCGGAACGUAGCGAUCGUUCCUGUGUAAAAUAAAAAAAUCAUACGUUACGCUCAUAAAAAAAAAAAAA
Nylanderia fulva is the source of this 3733-nucleotide messenger RNA. RefSeq lists its product as uncharacterized. Gene Ontology annotation, biological process: regulation of transcription by RNA polymerase II; cell differentiation. Gene Ontology annotation, cellular component: nucleus. Gene Ontology annotation, molecular function: DNA-binding transcription factor activity, RNA polymerase II-specific; RNA polymerase II cis-regulatory region sequence-specific DNA binding. The record is from RefSeq and is a predicted model, not a curated record. NCBI's taxonomy places the organism in Eukaryota, Metazoa, Arthropoda, Insecta, Hymenoptera, Formicidae.